UGGCGUGAACAACAUUCAAAAUUUCAGUAUUUUUAUCAUUCAAUAAUAAAUUUUCGAUUCACUAAAUGAUUAGAAUAAUGAGAAACAAUAAUAAAAACUAUGGCAAAUCAACUCUAUUUUGACAGACCAAUGCGAACUUCUAAAUUACAUUUAACAGAAAUUAAAAAAAUCAAGCAUAAUGAUAUCAAUAGUGUUUUCAAUCAUCCAGAUGUGUAUUUUGUGUCUGAAUAUAUAAAAGAUAAAUUAUUUUUUGCAGUUUUACAUGAAGGAAAAUAUGAACCUCAGAAAACUCCUGAUAUUGAUUUCUUUAGCAUUGAUAAUGAAUUAAUUUAUGCCAAUUUUUAUGAUGAUUUUGGUCCCUUGAAUCUUGGCUGUCUUUACAAAUAUUGUUGGAAAGUAAAUAAAAAAUUAAAACAUCCUAGUAAUCGUCGUAAGCAAAUUGUUCAUUACACCAUAAAAGAAGAAGAAAAAAAAGCUAAUGCUGCUUAUCUUAUAGCUUCUUAUGCUCUUUUAUAUUUAAAUAAAAAUCCCAAAGAUGCAUAUAAGCCAUUAGUCGAAGGAAAUUUACCUCUUAAACCAUUUAGAGAUGCUACCAUUGGAAAUUCAAACUAUAAUAUUCGAUUACAAGAUUGUCUAAAUGCUUUAUUGAAAGCUGCAACUUUUCGUUUCUUUGAUUUCGACGAUUUUAACUUAUCAGAAUAUGAAAAAUACGAGAGAUUAGAAAAUGGAGAUUUGAAUUGGAUCGUCCCACAAAAAUUUAUAGCCUUCAUUGGUCCAGUACGGAAUCUAUUUAUCACUCACCCUGAACAUUAUUUUGAAUAUUUUUUGAAGAAUAAUAUUGCAGUUGUCAUUCGAUUAAAUAGAGAAUCUUAUGAUGCCUCCAAAUUUACUAAAUUAGGAAUCCAUCAUUAUGAUAUGUUUAUACCAGAUGGUAGCAUACCAUCUAGAAAAAUUUUAAAUCAAUUUCUUCAUAUUUCGGAGACAACCAAUGGAGCAAUAGCUGUUCAUUGUAGAGCGGGAUUAGGAAGAACAGGAUCAUUAAUUUGUGCUUACUUGAUUAAACAUUAUAAAAUGACAGCAAGGGAAGCUAUAGCUUGGGCACGAAUUUGUCGACCAGGUUCUGUUAUUGGUCAUCAACAAGCAUGGCUAGAAAAUAUGCAAAAAGAGCUAUGGCAUGCAGGACAACAAUACAGGUUGAAACAUUACGGGGAUGUUAAUUUAAUUGUACCGCACAAACGUGGCAUAUACUCAAUAAUACAAAAAAUAGAAAGUAAAAGUAGUGGUAAUUAUUUAAAACAUAAAGCAGAUAAUAAUGCAGUUGAUAAUGACAAAGGAGAAAAUGCAACGUCAAGUAAAUAUAAUGCAUUUAAACUUCAUGGGGAAAAAAUCAAUGAUUCUGAACCGAAAGAUUCAACAAAAUGAAAAAAACGUAAAUUAGAUGUUCAUCAAUCCAUGGAUUCAUCAGAUUUUUCUCAAGGUGAUCAUUUAAACGAAAUUAAAAUUAAACGAAAUAAAGCAAUGAAGCGAGGCAUAGAGAAAAAUUGAUUUUCUUUGAAGAAAUAGAACAUUUUUGAUAUAAAAAUGUAUUAUUUAUUUGAAAAA
Chelonus insularis is the source of this 1602-nucleotide messenger RNA. Its product is annotated as dual specificity protein phosphatase CDC14AB-like. NCBI's taxonomy places the organism in Eukaryota, Metazoa, Arthropoda, Insecta, Hymenoptera, Braconidae. Gene Ontology annotation, molecular function: protein serine/threonine phosphatase activity; protein tyrosine/serine/threonine phosphatase activity; protein tyrosine phosphatase activity. Gene Ontology annotation, biological process: positive regulation of cytokinesis; microtubule cytoskeleton organization; cilium assembly. Gene Ontology annotation, cellular component: spindle pole; nucleolus; kinociliary basal body. The record is from RefSeq and is a predicted model, not a curated record.